Messenger RNA from Perca flavescens (yellow perch), 2832 nucleotides. It is a transcript of the gene znf365, whose product is annotated as zinc finger protein 365. NCBI's taxonomy places the organism in Eukaryota, Metazoa, Chordata, Actinopteri, Perciformes, Percidae. The transcript is spliced from 8 exons. The record is from RefSeq and is a predicted model, not a curated record. Gene Ontology annotation, biological process: regulation of double-strand break repair via homologous recombination; telomere maintenance; regulation of neuron projection development. The coding region runs from base 128 to 1624 and encodes 498 amino acids.
GGUCGUCCACCGUUCAGAAUGAAUGACAUCAUGCGGGCUGUUGUCGGUCUCCAUCUGCGACAUGACAUCUCCACACACUAACGGUUAGACGUUUAUUUAAAGUCUGCCGUUAAACCGGUGUAGAGUGAUGCAGCAGAAGUUGUGCUCCAGAGGUUCUGGCUCUUUCCUCUUGGAGAGGAACGGCCAGGCCUGCGGUGCCAUCACCGUCACCGCCAACGCCAACGCCAACGCCACGGCUAACGCUAACGCCACUUCCUGCGACCUUCCCUUCCGCUGCCCCCGCUGUGGCGAACAGGAGUGCUUCCGCAGCUUGGCCUCGCUCCGCGCCCAUCUGGAGCACCGCCACUCGUACCGCUCGCCGGACGUGACCCCCGGCGGCUUCAGCAUCACGGGCAAACUGCCAGACCCGUUGUCGGCGGCGAUCCCCUGGCACGACGCGAGCCUGCCGACCCGCAGGGGCCCGCAGGGCGCGUGGCGGCCGCCGCACGUCCGGUCCCUGAGCGACAGCAGAGACGGCGAGGGCCUCCGCUCGUACCGCUCGGCGAGGAGACGCACCCAGAGCGUUGGCGUCGGGACGCAGGCUGAGGAGGAUGAGGAUGAUGAGGAAGACGACGAAGAGGAAUUUGGGACAGAAGAUGAAGACGUGAGAGAAGAGGAGGACGAUGAACCCUACGAUGAAGGUGAAGAGAGAGAUGGAAGUAGAAAUGAGGAGGAUGUCAAAAAGUCCGACACGUGCCACCAUCACCUGCCGUUCACCCCCGCGGCUCCUCUCGGGCAGAACCGGCCAGAACCGGACCCGGAUGUAGACCUGGACCUGGUCGAGCAGAACCAGAACCAGUACUCGGGUCUGGAGACGGCGGCGGCCUCGGCCGAGGUGCGGCGGCGCCUGGCCAGAAUGCUGCGGGCGGCCGACAGCACCAUGCAGCGCCGGCUGGCCAAGGUGAGCACGGAGCUCGCCCAGACGGACACGGAGCUCCUGUGCGAGCUCGCUCACUCGCAGCACCUGGCCCAGGAGAGGCAGGAGGUCGCCGACAGGGAGCGCUCGCUGAGCCGGCAGGUGGACGUGGCCGUCAUGGUGAUCGCCGCGCUCAGGGAGCAGCUCAACGCCUCGGAGAACGAGCUGGAACGACGGGAGAGGGAGGUGCUGACCAUCCAGAAGUUCCUGGAAGCGGCGGCUCGACAGGAGACGUGCGGUAAAGUUCGAAUCCAGCGCUUCAUCGAGAAUCUGCUGCGACGCAUCGCUCUGGCCGAGAGGCUGGUGGAGUAUUACCAGGGCAACGGCAGCCCGCAGCAGUGCAACCACUACAAGUACCAGCAGCCAACUGAUAACGGACCUCGCAGAAUCACUAAAAGCAGGUCAGCGGGAGGUCAGCUGUCCUCGUCUGGUCUCCACGACAGCAGAAGUCACUCCUCCUCGCAGUUCGGCGGCUGUCCUCUGUUCUCCAAACCCAGCAGCAGCAGCGCUGGCGAGCGAGACCGCGAGCGGGAGCACCGGGAGCGUCUGGCGCAGUCGUCCCGGCUGUUCUGCCGACCCGAACACAGAGACGACAUCUGGAACCACCAGCGGCGCCGCUCCGCCGGGUUGUUGAAACUGCGAAGAAAGUGGAUGAACAGUUCCCGUUGACAUCGAUGACGCAUCCUCUCCUCUGGUUGAACCUUUACAUCCCGGGCCCGGUUUCCCAAGAAAACUGCCCACCAGUCCAGUUAUCUAAUCUCUGUCUGUGCUUUCGAGGCCCAAACAGUAAGCGAUGAUUGUGUAGAUCGAUAAACUCCUCCACAGAACACCGAUUGUCCAAUCGUAGCUCAGCAGCCGUGACUAAGCUUUGAAUUUCUCCGCAUGUUGAAGCUGUGCACACAGGGCGGUAGUUAAGAGAGAUUCUGUGGUUAUAUAGAGUUAGGGUGGUGCAAAACGUUAUGGAAUGGAUUAAACAGUGUGUUGUAUUACAAGCUAUGAAUGUUAGCCUCUCUACUGUAAUAACCUGGAGUUACUUCCAAAGCUAAGCAGUAGGGGUCAUCAAGUGGGUAUACGUGCAGUUUAGUAUCCCAAAUGAUGAGGGUCUUAUUUGAGUUUAUUAUUUUCCAAAAACUGGGUGUCCCAAAGCUGCCAUAAAGCUACCAUCUGUGAAGCUGUUGGAGGUUCAGCAGCACAAGACUCCCUCUCGAGUCUGAGAAAUACCUGCAAAACUUGGGGGUAAAGUUUUCGAUUGAUUACAGGGUACUUCCUCGCAGAUGUGAGUCAGUGUGCCAAAAUAUAUCCUACACUUAAUCAGCAACUCUUUGUAGCUGUAAAAUAGUCUUUUCUGUCUUUCUCCACCAACAGCUUCCUCUGACAUUGUCAGACAGACACUUGUGUAGCUACGAGAAUCUCUCUUUCUUUAAGACUUCUUACUGGCUCAAAUUCUGCAUUUUGUGCAGCAAUAUUUCUUAUUUUGACGCAAGGGGGGAGGCCGUGGUGCUCAUCUGGUCAUAGCAUGGUCAUGCGGCCAAUGGUUAUACCGGAAUUGGUUUAGUUUGGAAUGUGUGCCCCAUUUGUCAGUCUCUUUCACAUGUCAAACAAAGCAAUAUCUGUUCAUCUUUGGAGGAUUUAAAAAACGUGUGAGCUGUAUAAAUACAGGUAAUAUCUAAUCUAUAUGGGAACAUUAUUCUGUCGCAACUCUGAUUUGGUUCGUAAAGCACAGACAGGAGUUUGAUGGCACCAGAUCUGGGUCAAAUAAACUUUGCAUAAUGAUUCUUGGCUUCAAAUGGCAGAUGAGUGGCGUUCGCUGCAUAGACCUUUUUCAUGGCAGACAUGUUGACAUGUCAUAGUAGGAAAAGCACAGGCGUAUUCAAAAC